CCGACCCCACGUGUUCUCGUCUCCUCUACCGCGGCGCCGGCCUGACGAAAGCUCGGAGCCGACCGAGUGCCGCUGAGACUGAGAUCCUGGACUGGGGAGCCCGAGCUCGGCUGCGCUGCAAGGGGGCCGUGGGAGAGCGCGCGUGAUCCAGCAGGUGACUGAGCCACAUACCAAAAGAAUAUGGCUGCACAAAUAUCAGAAACUGAUCAGAUUAAACAGUUUAAAGAGUUUCUUGGAACUUACAAUAAACUCACAGAAACCUGUUUUCUGGAUUGUGUUAAAGACUUCACAACAAGAGAGGUUAAACCAGAAGAGUCUACCUGCUCAGAACACUGCCUACAAAAAUAUUUAAAAAUGACACAAAGAAUAUCCUUGAGAUUUCAAGAGUAUCAUAUUCAACAGAAUGAAGCUCUGGCUGCCAAAGCAGGACUCCUUGGCCAACCACGAUAGAAAAGCGUUUAUGGAUGGACCUUUCCAUUAAGCAGUGCCAACAGUUGUUGCAUUGGAAGUGGGAGUUCUUUUGAUCUUAAACUGUUGUGAAUAUUUUCACCAUGUCAAUGAUUGUGAGCAUUUGGCAAGUGGAAACCACUGGAGAAACAAAUGUGCUUCUUACCAAGAAUAAGCAAAGUACAAGAUCUUGUCUUAUUGUGCAGUGAAAAUACUAAGAUGCAACUUUUGUUGGGGCCUUAAAAUUCAACAGCCUGGCCACUUGAUUAGCAAAAUAAACCAUUGUUUCUUCAA
This is a messenger RNA of Dromiciops gliroides (monito del monte), 741 nucleotides long. It is a transcript of the gene TIMM9, whose product is annotated as translocase of inner mitochondrial membrane 9. The record is from RefSeq and is a predicted model, not a curated record. Bases 181 to 450 code for a protein of 89 amino acids. The transcript is spliced from 4 exons. Lineage: Eukaryota; Metazoa; Chordata; Mammalia; Microbiotheria; Microbiotheriidae.